AUGGCGGCCGAGCCUCACGGCCGGUACCUUUUCGCGGGCGACGUGGAAGGUCGCCUGAAUCUGCUGUUCAAACGAGCCGCUGCGGUGAACAAGUCCAACGGUCCUUUCGACUGUCUCUUCUGCGUCGGCGCUUUCUUUCCGCCCUCGGAUCCCGCUACCGCCGCCGCAGGCGGAGCGGGCGGCCAAUCAGAGUUGGAGGAUUACAUCGCGGGGCGCGCCAAGGCGCCGCUUCCGACGUUCUUGAUUGGCGACAUUGGAGUCGGCGCGCAGCGACUGCUGGAGAUUGCUGUGCGUGGAGGAGGAGGGGCGGCGACGCGAAAAGAAGGGGAAGCAGCGGAGGAGAAAGUGAAAGAGGAAGGAAAGGAAGAACAGAAGGAGGAAGCAGAAGAGGGAGGGAAAGGGGAGGGGGAGGAGAAAGGGGAGGGAGAGGACAAAGGUGAGGGGGAGGAGAAAGGGGAGGGAGAGGACAAAGGUGAGGGGGAGGAGAAAGGGGAGGGAGAGGACAAAGGUGAGGGGGAGGAGAAAGGGGAGGGAGAGGACAAAGGUGAGGGGGAGGAGAAAGGGGAGGGAGAGGACAAAGGUGAGGGGGAGGAGAAAGGGGAGGGAGAGGACAAAGGUGAGGGGGAGGAGAAAGAGAAAGGGGAAGAGACACGGGAGGGGGAGGGGGAUGGAAGCAAAGCGGUCGGUGAAGCAGGGGAAGGGGAGGAGAGCAAGGGGGAGGUUGGGGCGGGCACGCAAGGAGGGGGGUCAGGGGGAGGCGAGAAAGAGGAGGAUGAGGAGGUGGGGGAGGGGGAGUGGCGGUCGCACAGGCGCGUGAAGAUAUGUGACAAUAUCGAAUGGCUGCGCGGAGCAGGCAUUGCUGACCUGUGCGGCCAGAUGAAGCCGUCCCCUCUCUGCCUGCCUCCUGGAUCCAAUCCGCCCUACCUGUCUUCCACCCCGCCCCUUCCCUCCCUGUUCCGCCCCACAGGCCUCAAGGUGGCCUAUCUGGGCGGCAGAUACGAUCCCGCCACGUACCUCUCGGGGCAGGCGGGCGGCACGGGGGUGGCGGAAGGGCGGCAGGAGCGGGCGGCAGUGGAGGCGCUGGUGGAUGCGGGGGCGGACGGGGCAGCAAUAGACGUGCUGCUGACCAAUGAGUGGCCCAAGGGGGUCGCUGCUCUCACCCACCCCUCCCUGCUGCCCUCGCCUCCACCCGCCACAUCAGCGUCGGCGCCUGCCAGCGUGGACUGGGCGGGGGUGGGGUCGCCUGUUGCUGCCACGCUGGCCAAGGAGCUCAUGCCACGCUACCACGUGGCUGGUGGCGCGGGCGCCUUCUUUGCCCGCCCGCCCUACAUCAACUCCUCCGCCGCCACAUCAGCAGAAGACGCCUCCACGUCAGCAUCCGGUCCCGUGACGCGGUUCAUAGGUCUAGCCCCCGUGGGCAACAAGGCGAAGCAAAAGUUCCUCCACGCGCUCUCCCUGCGCCCCGCCUCCUCCCUCCCCCUCUCCGACCUCGCCGCCCGCCCCCCCGAUGCCACCCCCUCCCCCUUCCUCCCCCGCCCUACAUCCGCCAAGAAUCAAAUCUGGACCGGCAGCCUCGCCGCCCCUGACGGUGCCGCCCGGGCUGCUGCCGCCGCCGCCCAGGCGAAGGCGGAGGAGACCGCUGCGAAGCGCACCUUCUGGGAAAGUUCCGACGGGGGGAAAGGAGGGGGGGAGGGGGCGGUAAAGCCUGCAUGGGCGCUAAAGGUGGAGGAGGAGGAGGCGCGGGGGGCGGGGGGGGCGGGGGAGGGGGAGCAGUACUGGCGGUACGCUGCAGGGAAGAAGAGGGCACGGCGGGACGGUGGGCCGGGGGGAGGGGGCAGGGAGGGGCCUCAGGUGUGCUUUGAGCUGUCAGGCAAGGGGGUGUGCUCGCGGGGCGAUGCAUGUCGGUUCAUGCACACUCUAGAGGACGGGUCACCGCUGCCUCGCAACCUGUGCUUCGAGCACUUCAGCAAGGGCAGCUGCAGCCGGGGCACGGACUGUCGAUUCAGACACUCGCUGGCGGGCGGGGAGGCGGGGGGAGGAGCGGGGGAGGGGCAGGGGGGAGGCGGGAAUGCUGCUGCUGGCUCUGUUGCUGCUGCCGUUGCGACGGCUGCUGCUGUUGCUGCUGCCGCUGGCGUGGGGGGCAGCAGUGGCGGAGCAACAGACCUGCCCAAGGGAGUGUGCUUUGACUUGGUGCGGCGGGGCAGCUGCACUCGCGGCGACACCUGCCGCUUCGCCCACUCGCUCCCCUCCACCUCGCCCGGCCUCCUCGCCACUCCCCCUCCCCUCACCCCCGCCUCCCUCGCCGCACUGCUUGCCCCGCCUGCAGCAGGGGGGCCGGCAGGGGGCGCAACGGGGGGAGCUGGGGGAGCAGGGGGAGCAGCGCCCCCCACCCCAGCGCCAUGCUGGUUCUGCCUGGCGUCCCCCAAAGUGGAGACUCACCUGGUGGUAUCGGUGGGCGAGCACUGCUAUGUCGCCCUACCCAAGGGUCCCUUAGUGCCCGGACACGUGCUCAUCCUCCCUAUAGAGCACUUCCCUAGCGUCAUCUCGCUGCCAUCCGACGCGCUGGCGGAGAUGUGGCGGUAUAUGGGAGCCCUGAGGAAGUGCUUUGAGGCGCAGGGGCAGACGGUGGUGGCGUUUGAACGGUUUCUGCAGCUCAGAGCCGCCACACAUGCACACGUCAAUGUGGUGCCCAUCCCCCAGGGCAAGGCGGACCAGGUGCUGCCUGCCUUCACUGCCGCUGCUGCCUCCCACAACUUCCAGUUCGCCUCCGUGCCAAAACCACCUGACGGACAGCACAUGGCGGUGGUGGACGAGGUGAAGAAGCAGAGCCGGGGCGGGCAGUACCUCACAGUGGAGCUGCCCGAUGCCUCGCUGCUGGUGCACGCCAUCGACCGCGGGGCCAAGCUGCCCAUGCAGCUGGGGCGCGAGGUGAGGGGGGGUUGGGCGAGUGGUGAGACGCGGGCGGGAGAGAGGUGUUGCGCAGGUGGGGAGGAGGUGGUGGCGGGGGUGGUGGGGGUGCCGGAGAGGGGCGACUGGAGGGCGUGCAAGGAGACAGCGGAGGAGGAGGCAGCCAUGGCUGACGCAUUCAAAAAGCAGUUCCAGCCGUUUGACAUCAUGGGGUGA
Closterium sp. NIES-65 is the source of this 3123-nucleotide messenger RNA. The record is from the annotation of a GenBank genome assembly. NCBI's taxonomy places the organism in Eukaryota, Viridiplantae, Streptophyta, Zygnematophyceae, Desmidiales, Closteriaceae.